AACAUUGAAUAUUUGUUUCACUAGGCAAUGAGUACCAUGUUAAAUUAAAUGGAUUAAACAUUAAAAAACAAAACACUCGUACCUCAAAAACUCUUUGAUGAAAAUGAAUUUUUCAAAUUGCUUUGCAGCCAUCACUGUGUUCAACGAAAAAGUCACGUUCCUUUAUUUAUUUGUCGAAAGGUGAUGGUUGAGAACCUCUGCUUUAAAGGACCCCAAAAUGCAUUUCUGCAGUUGCCUAAAGAAUCCGACUGAUUCUGAAAGAGCAGUGUGUAGCCCGCCCUGCUGACCAAGACACUGUACUGCUCUAAAUUUAGUUAGGCCUCCUUCACUUGUAGCAAUGACACCCAACUGACACCCAGCGACCCACCCGCCCACUCAUUCAGUCGCUUUGUGAGGUCGAGGGGUAGACCUCCGACCCUUCCCCUGAUCCCCGUGGAAUUGCCCACUCGGCUCACACCGUCCACCCUUUUCCUGCACUUCUAGAGAACCAGCAGGCUCCUUCAGUGCAGGGGCAGCCAUGUCGCGUUUCUCUACCAUGACGACCGCAGAGAGGAAAGCUCAGGCCGCGGCGAUAUGCAGGGAGAUUCAAGCUUUGGAAGACAUGGAGGUGGACCUCGGCAAGAAGGUGAGCGUGCCUCAGGACAUCAUGCUGGAGGAGCUGUCCCUGGAGUCCAAUCGGGGCUCGCGGCUCUUCAAGAUGCGCCAACAACGCGCGGACAAGUACACCUUUGAAAACGCCCGCAAUGACGUCAACUCGCAGCGCAACAACACGACGGAGGCGCGAGCUGAUAACGUGAAUUCCACAGAAGAGCAUAAUUCUGCUGAGAAGAACUCGGGCGUGGACCGGGCCUGCCCACAGAAGGUUUCUUCAGAAACUGCAACAGUGCCAGAUCCGCACAGCAUUGCCCCUGGCUAUGGUGGUCCUUUGAAAGAUGUCCCUCCGGAAAAAUUCAACAGCACAGCCAUCCCCAAGUCUUACCACUCGCCGUGGGAUCGAGCUCUUGUCAUGAAAUCGGCACCUAUCGAUACUCUCGUCCCUUUACCUGAACCACCAGCGAACUUGCCGGGCUACAAAAGCUUCAACAGAUGCGCCAUCCCGUUUGGCGGCUUUGCCGAGGCGCACGGGCACGCCGGCGUCCAGAACACGAUGGCGGAAACCGUCUUGCCCGACUUCCCCGAGCUCAGAAGUCGCCCUUCCUUCAACAGGGCUGCUCAGGGGUGGGGAUCCACAGGCCCUUCGCUUGCCCUCCACCCCGCGCCCGAGUCAGAUGACAUUUGAACCUGUUCAGAACACUUCUAACUCUCUCAUCAUAUGAAUCCACUUUGCAAAAAUCCCCUCUUUGAAUAGUUUUGCCUGACAAAAAUAUUGAUGGCGCUUUUUUUUUUUCAAUGCCAGUUUUGGAUUGUAAUUAAUUCAAUACGAUGUUUUGGACUUAAAGUGCUAUUCUAACGGGAAAUGAGCUAGCGCCCGUUUUGAUUACAGAAUGACACAUUACAAGAAAUAUUUAGCAACUGACUUUGGUCACCAGUCAGAUCCAGUGCGGUCAUCUUUCCUUCAGCAUGGAUGUCAAAUGUAUGAUAAAGUGCUGAGAUAUUUUUGCUCAAUAAAAUCGUGUCCAAUUCACAAAUUCA
Syngnathus acus (greater pipefish) is the source of this 1632-nucleotide messenger RNA. Its product is annotated as myozenin-2-like. Gene Ontology annotation, molecular function: FATZ binding; telethonin binding; actin binding. The transcript has 6 exons. The record is from RefSeq and is a predicted model, not a curated record. Gene Ontology annotation, cellular component: Z disc; actin cytoskeleton. Lineage: Eukaryota; Metazoa; Chordata; Actinopteri; Syngnathiformes; Syngnathidae. Bases 518 to 1279 code for a protein of 253 amino acids.